AGAGAAGAUCAAUCAUCUAUGGAGAAAAAGGUGUGGAGCUCUCUUCCUGUGCCUAGUGUUCAGGAGCUGGCGAAGGAGCCACUCACUACAGUUCCACAACGAUAUGUUCGUUCAGACCAAGACCCUCCUUUCAUAUCCAACGCCACUUCUUUUCCACAAGUUCCUGUAAUCGACUUGCAAAAGCUGCUUUCUGGAGACCUGAUGGAUUCAGAAUUAGACAAGCUUCACCAUGCUUGCAAAGAAUUGGGUUUCUUUCAGUUAAUAAACCAUGGAGUGACCAGUUCAUUGGUGGAGAAAGUGAAGGUAGAAACUCAGGAAUUUUUCAAUCUGCCAAUGGAGGAGAAGAAAAAGUAUUGGCAAAAAAAAGGAGAGAUGGAAGGAUUUGGUCAGGCGUUUGUUGUGUCUGAGGAGCAGAAGCUUGAUUGGGCAGACAUCUUCUUCGUGACCAGCCUUCCGAUUCAUUUGAGAAAGCCACACCUAUUUCCCAAUCUCCCUCUCCCUUUCAGAGAAACAUUGGAUGCUUACUCAGUAGAACUAAGAGAUCUUGCUAUGAAAAUCCUGAACCAAAUGGCAAAAGCUCUGAGAAUGGACGCUAAGGAUAUGAACGAUUUGUUUGAAGGAGGGAUGCAGGGAAUAAGAGUGAACUACUAUCCUCCAUGUCCACAACCAGAGCUUGUCACCGGCCUCAAUCCUCACUCUGACGGCGGCGGCCUUACCAUCCUCCUCCAGCUCAACGAGAUGGAAGGCCUUCAAAUCAGGAAAGAUGGAAUGUGGGUUCCUGUUAAACCCCUACCAGAUGCUUUUAUCAUCAACAUUGCAGACGCUUUGGAGGUUUUAACCAAUGGAAUUUACCGUAGUAUUGAGCAUCGAGCAGUAGUAAACUCUGUCAAAGAAAGGCUCUCAAUUGCCACAUUCUACAGCCCCAAAAUAGACGGCAAUAUGGGUCCAGCGCCGAGCCUUGUUACACCAGAGACUCCGGCGUUGUUUGAGAGAACAAGUGUUGCAGAUUACUUCAAGGGAUUCUUUUCCCGCGAACUGCAAGGAAAAUCAUACCUUGAUGUCUUGAGGAUUGAAAAUGAGAACGACAGUUGUUGAGUAAUGUUGAAAUUCAAAGGUUUGGUUUAUCUAUAUAGUUGGUUAAAAAUUGACAGGCAUCUGUUUGAUGCUACAUGAUUUCAUUGUAAUUGAGAGUAAUUCAACCUGGUUAGAACACUGGUCUGUUUUAUGUACAUCCAUGCUGACAUUGCCAAAUCGAUAAUAGGUCUAAAUAAACAAAAACCCGUGAGAAUGACAGGUU
Messenger RNA from Pistacia vera, 1297 nucleotides. RefSeq names its product protein SRG1-like. The transcript has 4 exons. The record is from RefSeq and is a predicted model, not a curated record. NCBI's taxonomy places the organism in Eukaryota, Viridiplantae, Streptophyta, Magnoliopsida, Sapindales, Anacardiaceae. Bases 19 to 1095 code for a protein of 358 amino acids.